This is a messenger RNA of Chenopodium quinoa (quinoa), 3057 nucleotides long. RefSeq lists its product as uncharacterized. The transcript has 9 exons. Lineage: Eukaryota; Viridiplantae; Streptophyta; Magnoliopsida; Caryophyllales; Amaranthaceae. The record is from RefSeq and is a predicted model, not a curated record. The coding region runs from base 1639 to 2370 and encodes 243 amino acids.
AAAUAUUAGAUUUAUAAGUAACAUUUUGGUAACACUUUAUUAAAAUGUAACACUUAAUGUAACACUUUUAGCAUAAGUAACAUUUCAAAGUAACACUUUUAAAAUAGGUAGCAUUUUAUGGUAACACAAAUAUAGAUGUCACCUUAUUUUUGGAAAAACAAAAUAAAUAAAACAUUGAAAUUAAAAAAAAUACAUGUGUUAAUCCCCAAAUUUAUAUCAAUUCAUUAAAAUAGCCAAUUAGCCGCCAAAGUUAAAACAAAAUUUGGGCCAAAACCGCCAGAUUAAUAAAAAAACAAACUAGAAGAAAAGAAAAUUGCAAUCUCUCAAAAUUUUAUUUCAUCUUCAUUCCCAAUUCAACAGCCCUAGCAACGAUAGAUAAUCGAUUAGGUUUAAGCAGAAAUCAGUCAUCUCCACUAUUUCAUCAUAAUAUUAGUCUUCUCGCGCAAUUUUGUCUGAAUUGAAGUUUCUUUAAAAAAUCAGUCGUCUCGCGCAAUCUGAAAUCAAGUCAUCUUGGGCAAUUUCAUCGUGAUAUUGGUUUCAUUGUAUUCGUGCUUCUAAUUUCAGUUUUGAGCUGUGUGCUAUCUUGGUGCUCGGGCAGCAAGCGAGUUGUGUCGGCUUCACUGAGGAAGAAAGAUUUAGAUGGCAGACUAUGAGAAACUUAGACAAAAAACUAUAGAACAAAAUAGAAUCAGGAUGAAGGAUUUAGGGGUUACCUCCAUGGCUUAUGAAAUGAAACAGUCGAUGAAGGGAUCGAAACAAAGGAAAAAAAGGAAGAAGGUGACAAAAGAUACUGACGAGUAUACACCUGAUGAAGAGGCUGAACUGAACCUCUCAAGUGAAGAGGAUGAAAAUGAGAUAAGGAAAAACGCUAUAAACUUGAGGUCUCGUUCAAAGAAGGUUGUGGCAUUGAGAGAGAAGAUAACCACAAACAUUAAGGACACGACAUCUGUCUCUUCAGAACCAAUGGCUAAUCGAAUUAAGAUGCAUCUUCAAGACACUGAGAGACAACACAUAGAUCAAGGGUUACAAGGGAGAGAUUCAACGCAAAGAAAAAUCCAAUUGGGCAAGUCUACUACACAGAAAAAAUCAGCAGCAAUAAUCAGCAAGAGAAAGAGGUUGAUAUUGGGAAUGGUGCCCAAACUAAGACAGGGCAGAGUAAGACAGUGGUUGCCCCUGGUUCACUCAGUGCUUAUAGGAAAAUGCAAACACAGUUGCUAGAAAAAGAGAGGAGAGCAAAACAAAGUGAUUUAUUACUACGACGGCAACUACGACCUAUUAACAUGACUAGUUCACAGCCUGUUUACAUGGCUAGUUCACAAGUGCAUUUGGGGAGGUCACAAGCACAAAGUUUUUCACAACCACAAAGAUUUGGACAUGACUUACAAGAAGAUUAUGAAAAUCAUAUGGGUUCAAAUGAACGCAUUUUGGAAUAAUAUGAAGAUGAAGAAGAUGAUUUUAGUGAGGAUUUGAGUACUCUUACCCCUGAGGAGCUAGGAAUAAUGCAAGAUGUACCACUAAUGAAUCAAGAGCACGAAAGUGAACAAAUAGCACUUCCAAAAAGUAAGCGAACCAGAGGACCAACUAUGUGUAAAGAUGUCCAUGAAUGGACAUUAGAGGAGCAUAAGCCUAUUGUUCUUAAUGAAAUGGGAAAGCCUAUUGGUCCUUUCUGAUAAGACUGUGAAUACAUUUACAAGAUUCUUAGGGACUUUAGCUCGUAAUUCUUCUCUAGCGCCGUUGAACAAGAUUAGUUGGCAUUAUGUUCCAGGCAAGGAACAAAUUUGGAGUUACGUGAAGAAGAAAUACAUUAUCUCGGAAAAUGGGGAAGAUUGUGUUUUGUCAUCUGUGGGAAGGCUUUGGCGUAGAUAUAAAUGUAGUGUAAAGGCAACACACUUUACUCCGUACGACGAUGAUGGUGAUUGGCUGGAAAAUCCACCUAAUACAAUUUCAGAAGCACAUUUCAAAGAGUUGCUAGAAUUUUGGAAUUUGGAACCAGUCCAGCAACAACUAGAUGUUGAAAACAAGCCACCAUCCUUAGCACUCAUGUACAAAGAAAGUCGUAAAAGGAAAGCAGACAAUAAAUACAAAACAUCUUAUGAGCCCACCCAAAGUAACAUCGACAAGAUGGAGGAGGUACAAAUUCAAAAUGAAAUUGAUAGAGAUGUUGCAUACUAUGAAGUAAUAAAUAAACCAAACAACUUUGGCCAUAGAAAAAAGCAACCGGGAAUAUGUUCACUAAGGGGAAAGAGCAACAAUCCAAUAAUUCCCGAUGAGUUCUUAAAGCCCUAUAAAGACCAAAUUGUGAAAACUAUAGCAGAAUUAAUGAAGACGCUCAAGCAAAUUGAUCCUGAAGUGUUGAAUACUUUGACAUGAUCACUUGAAAAUGUGUCAUCUAAUCCAGAACUUACAGAUCAUAUUCCCAUUGUACACUCUAAUGAGCAACAGCGAAAUGAGGAUCAAAUGGAUGAAGAUGAAGAAUAGGGAUAGCAACUGAUGAUCUACAAGAACUUAAUUUUAUCGCUUUUUUGUUGCUGCUACCGCUGUUUUGCUGUUGUUUUCAGCUGUUUUGCUGCUGUUUUUUUGUUGUUACUGCUGUUUUUUGCUGCUACUGUUGUCUAUGUUGCUGACUCUUGCUCAUUCGGUUUACUGCCACUGCUCUGCUACUGCUGGUUGCUGCCAACUGAUGUCUACUACUGCUAGUUGCUGCCAACUAAUGUCUGCUACUGCUAGAAGCUUCCACUAUUGUCUGCUGUUGCUAGUUGCCGCUAAAGACUGCUGAUGGCAGCCUCUGUUACUACAUCUGUCGUUCUGCUAGCUAGUUGUGUAGGUGCUGCUAUACAUUGUUAUUAUUAAUGUUUUAUAUGAUUAUCGUUGUCUUUUUUGAAAUUUGGAAGUUUUUUUUGUUUUUCUUUACUUUUUCCAAGCUAGAGAUAGAACUUAAUAUUCUUUGUGUUUGGAUUAUUAUAUUGUUUGGCCAAACAUUAAAAUUGGUGUUUAUGGAUUUUUUUUUUUUUUUUGUGAGAAUUAUGAAAGUAUUUCAAUCCAAAUUGUUUUCUAUCA